AUGGAGGAUGAAAAUCGUCGGUCAAAACAUUCCCCCAACGCAGUCCUGCAGCCAAGUUUGAAACGACAAACGGCUAUUCCCGGCAUCACCGAAGAUGAUUUUGAAAUUGACAUUAAAGAUUUUGAUAUCUUACCGCGCAUUAAAGAAAACAACCUAACAGAAGAAACAACCACGAGAUCUUCCGAAAUCACGGAAAAAAACUCCACAAGGAAAAAGCCGAAAAGAGAAAAGAUUUCGUUAGAUGACGAUGUUUCAUCAGCAACUGUUUUCCUAAUAUGUGGAGGUUUUAUCAUUACUAUACUGGUGAUGAUUGCGCUGAUAUUAGUCAUAAAAAUCCGUGUGGUAUCCAAAAAGAAACAGUUACUUUUUAAACCAGUGAUCAGAAGGCGUCGUAAAACUCCCUCAAAAAGACGCACGAAAAAGAAAUCAGAAGAGAUUGGCGAAAAGAAAGAGAGGAAACUAGACGAAAUGACCUUCCGUCUUGAUAGGUUAAGUAGUGACCUAGAUGAUGCAUAUAAAGAAGCUUUAUCAGAAAGCAUUCACGAGGUUUCUGCAUAA
This is a messenger RNA of Enterobius vermicularis (human pinworm), 558 nucleotides long. NCBI's taxonomy places the organism in Eukaryota, Metazoa, Nematoda, Chromadorea, Rhabditida, Oxyuridae. The record is from the annotation of a GenBank genome assembly.